CAAUCGCUACCCAUGGCUCGACAAGCCACAACCUGAGCAACAAGCUCCUAUUCUCCUCCCCACGAAAGAAUGCACGACAGCCACAACCCGAACAACUGUCUGCAUCGAUCAUGAGCUCCAAUCACUAGCAUGGCUCGACAAGCCACGACCCGAACAACAAGCUCUAUUAUCCUUUCCACUAAAGAAUGGAUCGACAAGCCACAACCCGAAGAACUGUCUGCAUCGAUCAUGUUCUCCAAUCGCUACCCAUGGCUCGACAAGCCACAACUUGAGCAACAAGCUCCUAUUCUCCUCCCCACGAAAGAAUGGCACGACAAGCCACAACCCGAACAACAACCUCCUCUUCUCCUCCCCACUAAAGAAAUCCCCGGCAGCUACGGCAUCCCCUUCAUCUCCCCCAUCAAAGACCGCCUCGACUACUACUACUUCAAAGGUCAUGACAAUUUCUUCCAGUCAAAAAUCAACCAAUACUCCUCCACCGUCUUCCGCACCAACAUGAUUCCGGGCCCAUUCAUGGCCUCCAACCCCCGCGUCAUCGCCGUUCUCGACGCCAAGAGCUUUCCCAUCCUCUUCGACACCUCCAAAGUCGAGAAAAAAAACGUCUUUACGGGCACUUACAUGCCCUCCACCAAACUCACCGGCGGCUACCGCGUCUGCUCCUACCUCGACCCCUCCGAACCCACUCACGCGAAAGUCAAGCAAUUCCUCUUCAACCUCCUCAAAUCCCGCAAGGACUACUUCCUCCCCGCCUUCCGCUCCGCCUACAUCGCCCCAAUCUUCUCCUCCGUCGAAUCCCAAGUCGCCACCCACGGCCAGGUGGACUUCAACGCGCUCAACAACGACAUCGCCUUCGAUUUCCUCGGCGAGGCUUAUUUCGGCGCGCGCCCCUCUAAAGUGGGCACUUUUGGCUCUUGCUUCAACUUCCAGAAAAAGGUGACGAUUUGGCUCUUGCUUCAGCUUGCCCCCCUUGCCAGCAACGUUUUGACCAAAUUCCGAAUUCCGAAGCUCGUUGAAGAUUUCCUCUUGCACACCUUUGCUUUCCCUUCUUUCAUAGCCAAGCCAGGUUACAUAAGCAUGUACGAGUACUUCAACACAGCUGGAUCUGCGGCGCUCGAUUUGGCGGAGAAGGUUGGAUUGUCGCGCGACGAGGCUUGUCACAACCUUAUCUUUGCGACUUGUUUCAACACCUAUGGUGGGUUGAGGGUGCUGUUUCCGGGUCUGCUUAAGAGGCUGGCGCAGUCGGGGCGUGAUUUGCACGCGCGGCUGGCGACGGAGGUGCGUCAAGCGGUGGCUAACCAUGGGGAGAAUGGGCAGGUGACGUUGGGGGCGCUGGAGCAGAUGGAGCUGGCUAAUUCGGUUGUCUACGAGGUGCUGAGGAUUGAUCCGCCGGUUGAGUUCCAGUACGCGCAUGCUAAGAAGGAUUUCCUGCUGCAAAGCCAUGACGCGCAAUAUCAGGUGCGCAAGGGUGAGAUGCUGUUCGGCUACCAGCCGUUCGCCACCAGAGACACGCGCGUGUUCGGCGCCAACGCCGGCGAGUUCGUUCCCGACCGCUUCGUAGGCUCCGAAGGCGCCAAGCUUCUCCGCUACGUGUGGUGGUCCAACGGCCCCGAGACAGAGGAUCCAACCGUCAACAACAAGCAGUGCGCCGGAAAGAACUUCGUCGUGCUCGUCGCCCGCCUCUUCGUCGCCGAGUUCUUCCUCCGCUACGACUCCUUCACCGCUGAAAUUUCCAACUCAGUAGUCGGCGCGCAGGUCAACAUCACUUCUAUCACUAAAGCUAAAGCUAAAGCAAGUAAUUUUUAUUAAUUACUUAAUUAGAUGAUGGGCUUUUCUGUGCUGUGAUGUAAUUAAAUGGUUGUUAAGCCUUUGUUGUGGGGUCAUAUUGUAAUAUUGUAUUUUAAGCUGCUUGGACGUGUUGUAGAGAAGCUAUCGCACUUAUUGCACAUCAUUGUAGUCACUGCAAUAAUUCUAAGUCACUUAAUUGCAAGAUUGAGAUAAAUGUUGCGAACCAAUUAUUGUCAUUCAUGUGCAAGUUAUGCAACUCAUGAAAGGCACCAUAUGUUUCUUUGCAGUUUGUUCAAGUCCAAGUGCAAUUAUAGUACCUUUGCAAAUGCCUUGUCAUUUGAAUUAGGCUUGGUUCGUUUCACCUUAUUUUAGGCUUGAUUUCAUGUAAUUCAUUAAAGUUCUAGUC
Molecule: messenger RNA, 2191 nt
Organism: Dendrobium catenatum
Lineage: Eukaryota; Viridiplantae; Streptophyta; Magnoliopsida; Asparagales; Orchidaceae
Product: allene oxide synthase 2
Exons: 2
Coding region: 130-1806 (558 amino acids)
Biological process (GO): sterol metabolic process
Molecular function (GO): monooxygenase activity; heme binding; oxidoreductase activity, acting on paired donors, with incorporation or reduction of molecular oxygen
Source: RefSeq, a predicted model, not a curated record